GACAAUAUUAUUUGGUGGAUGAUGGUUACACUAAUAGUUCUGGCUUUCUAUCGCGAUAUAGGGGUGUCAGAUAUCACUUAGAUGAAUGGGGUACAGGGUCCCGUACUCCACAAAACUUUAGAGAACUCUACAACCUUCGGCACGCCAAAGCUAGGAACGCGAUUGAACGUGCUUUUGGCAUUCUAAAAAUGCGUUGGGCAAUUCUUAGAAGUAACUCUUUUUACCCCAUUAGGACCCAAAAUCGCAUUAUCAUGGCAUGCUCGCUUAUUCAUAAUUUUAUACGUACAACAAUGCCCGAAGACCCCAUCGAGAACGAGAUUCCAGAAUUCCCGAUACCUUCCAACCCACCGUCUGACGACGACUACAUAGAUCAAGUUGAAAGUAGUCCCGAAUGGACCCAGAAGCGCAAUCUCCUAGCCCAACAAAUGUUCACAGAAUGGCAGGGCGAGGGCGGCGCCACCUCUAAACGCCGUGUGUGGACAUCGGCUGAAGAGAAUGCCCUAGUUAAUGCUCUGAAGGAUAUUGUAACCGAGGGGUGGAAAACAGAAAAUGGCUUCAGAACUGGCUAUGCAUUUCAGUUGGAAAAAAAGAUAAAGACAUAUCUUCCCGGAUGUGAAAUUUGUGCUGACCCGCACAUAACUUCCAAAAUGCAUGUUUGGAAGAAAACAUAUGCGAGUUUGGCCAAUAUCAAAGCAAAUAAAUUGGGUUUGGGAUGGAAUGAUGUUUCAAAAAGCUUCUCCUGUGAUGAUGACAAGUACCAAUCGUUGAUGAAG
Molecule: messenger RNA, 773 nt
Organism: Striga hermonthica
Lineage: Eukaryota; Viridiplantae; Streptophyta; Magnoliopsida; Lamiales; Orobanchaceae
Source: the annotation of a GenBank genome assembly